GAUUGCCUCGCGGCCGGGGUAAGAGGAGCUUGGGUUUUGGAAAAGCGGUUGGUGGAGGACCUGAAGAAGCGCCCCGGACCGGACCGCGACCGGAAGCCCCCAGAACAGUGUGCUUUUUUGGACCAUGUGCUGCUAUGUAUACCUGAAGUACUUGAAAUGUAAAUUUGGGGAGAUUUUGCCAUCUAAAUGCUUGACUGGAUUAAGCGCCUAAUUAGGAUGGUUUUUCAGCAAGUUGGAGUAAGCAUGCAAUCGGUACUUUGGUCUGGGAAGCCAUAUGGUUCAUCUCGAAGUAUCGUAAGGAAAAUUGGCACUAAUUUGUCUCUGAUUCAGUGUCCAAGAGUUCAGUUUCAGCUUACCAGCCAUGCAACAGAAUGGAGUCCUGACCACCAAGAAGAAGAUGCGGUGGCAUCUUUUGCUGAUGCUGGCUGGGUAGCCAAAGAAGGUGGAGAGUGUUCAACAAGAUUAAGGACAGAGGUCAGGUCAAGACAGCCGCUUCAGGAAGAUCUUCCUUUCUUUGAGAAGCCCCCAAGCAGGCAUAUUUCCUUACCAAACCUGUCUCAAGAAGAGCCUCAAUUGAGGACAACAGCACUGGCGAAUGAGGAAGCACUACAGAAGAUCAGUGCCCUUGAAAAUGAACUCGCCACUCUCAGAGCUCAGAUUGCCAAAAUUGUGACCCUGCAAGAGCAGCAGAAUCUCAUUGCAGGUGACUUAGCUUCUACCACAUCUGUUACCACAGCAUUACCUUCUGUCCCACCACCUCCACCUCCACCACCACCUCCCCUCCCUGCAACAGGGCUCCACCAAAGUACAUCUGCUAUUGAUCUGAUUAAAGAGCGAAGAGAGAAAAAAGCCAGUGCUGGAAAGAUCAAUACAAAGAAACCUGACAUGCCAAAUAUGCUAGAAAUCCUUAAAGAUAUGAACAGUGUAAAACUUCGGUCUGUUAAAAGGUCAGAGCAAGAUGUAAAGCCCAAACCAGUGGACCCUGCUGACCCUGCUGCCCUCAUUGCAGAAGCUCUGAAAAAGAAAUUUGCUCAUCGGUAUCGAAGCGAUAGCCAAAGUGAAACUGAAAAAGUAGUUCCAAAGUCAGAAUCAGAGACCACCUCAGGAACAAUGUUGUUUGGGCCACACAUGUUGAAGUCUACAGGAAGAAUGAAAUCUUUAAUUGAAAAUGUUUCAGACUCCUGAAUAGACAAUGAGUUGAGAAAGAUCAUCCUGGUUCACCUGUUGGUUUGUUAGGGCUAAGUUUGGUAGAAAUCAGCACUACUUACUAAAUUCCUGACUGUUCUAUUCAUUGGCCUCGUUGUAAAAAUAGAGGAUUAGGCAAUAACGAAAGAACGAAGUUAAUGAUUUUUGUUUUAUACUGGAGCUAUCCAGUAUUCUGACACAUUCUGUUCAGGUUUCCACUCUUGAAGAAAACAAUUGUAUACAUUUAAGAACUUAGGACAUUUGUGGAUGUUACUGAGUUUUUAAUUCCUAAACACUAAUUUAUCUGUACAAAUGUUUUAUAUGCCUAUACUUGGAUAUAAAACAAUUUAUAUAAAAAUUAGUAAUGAUGGCAGUGAGGGUACUGUUGUCCUCCUUCGUUUUCAGUGAUCAUUUACUACGCAAGGGUGGAACAGCUGGCGUGACGUAAGCUGAUGCAGUGGCAUGUUUGAGGAUGGUAUCUUCUUGCCUUAAACAGAACUUCCGUCUCUCUCACAUUGUCAUGGAUGUGGGGUUUGAGCAGGAUGAUGUUCACUGCUGAAAUUCCAGAAAGCUUUUAAAUUAAGGGGAGAUAGAGGACAAAGCUGUUUUCACCUCAGUGCCAUCUAGUGCUGAGGAGGAAAAUGUAGUUGUCAAGUAGUGAGGAAUCAAAUAUUCAAUUAAAUCCCUUUUAAAACAAAAACCAAAAUGUACCAUCUUCUUUUUUCCCUUUAAUAAAUGGCCUGGUAAAAUGA
Messenger RNA from Choloepus didactylus (southern two-toed sloth), 1937 nucleotides. RefSeq names its product mitochondrial fission regulator 1 (gene MTFR1). Lineage: Eukaryota; Metazoa; Chordata; Mammalia; Pilosa; Megalonychidae. The record is from RefSeq and is a predicted model, not a curated record. Gene Ontology annotation, biological process: mitochondrial fission; aerobic respiration. The transcript is spliced from 8 exons. Gene Ontology annotation, cellular component: mitochondrion. Bases 187 to 1185 code for a protein of 332 amino acids.